Molecule: messenger RNA, 3383 nt
Organism: Gopherus flavomarginatus (Mexican gopher tortoise)
Lineage: Eukaryota; Metazoa; Chordata; Testudines; Testudinidae
Gene: NICOL1
Product: chromosome 3 C4orf48 homolog
Exons: 4
Coding region: 1-390 (129 amino acids)
Source: RefSeq, a predicted model, not a curated record
AUGCUCAGAGAUGCUUUUUCUUGUUCUGUUGGCAGUUUGCAGCAGCCACGUCAAAGGGACCAUCACAAAGACAAGAGAAAUCAGGAGGAAGCGCCAAUUAGCAGGAUGCUGACACCUUGCCUCCUAAGAAGAGUGGUCUUCUUGGUUCCUUUAAUUUUUGUAGUUGUGCCGCUCACCAUGGAGCCCAUUAAAGCCGACGAAGAAGCAGGAACAACGAUCCCAGCUGAAAGUCGCCCCUGUGUUGACUGCCAUGCAUUUGAAUUCAUGCAGAGGGCCUUGCAGGAUUUAAAGAAGACUGCGUAUAAUCUAGACACACGGACAGAAACACUGCUUCUUCAAGUGGAAAAGAGAACUCUGUGUGACUGUUUAACUGCAAACACACUGAACUGAAUGCUGGAGAACAGCCAAAGAGUGUCACCGGUUCAGCUGUUUUUCAAAAUGCUGCUGUAUGUAAUACGGACAGCUGUGUGGACUUUGGAAUACAUACUGCAGGCAUGUAAGCCCCAGUGUAGUGAGGAAAGCAGGCGGGGAGUUUCUGUAUGAGAUGGUGGGGUGGGAUAGUUUGUCCUAAGCUUGUUUUCUCCAGUAUGAAGGUGCUACUAUUGUGGCUUGAAUGAUUGAUCAUAUCAAGACAGAGCAUUGCAUGCUGGAAUCUAUAGUCUCUGCAGGCUCUAUCUCCAUAUUAAAGGUAAUGGUAGCUGCAAUCCAUUCUGUUUAUUUAUAAUGUAAAUUUGGACCAGAUUCAGCCAAUUUGUAACUCUGUGGAUUUCAAUGGUGCUACACCUGCUUAUAUCUGGACUGAAUUUGGCCCUGAACAGGACUCCUGGGUCUCCUGGGAAGCUGUCGACUUGGUUGGAAAAAAUAUAGGUACCCCUGAAUUAAAUCAUACACUGUCACUACCCACUUAGUGUCCCACUGUAUCCAGCAUGUAUUGAAAUAGCUAUUGUUUUACCAAUCUAAAUGCAUGUUGUGUACAAAGGCAGAAGGAGACUAAAAUUACUAGAAAAACAGGUAAGCCCACACCCAAAUGUACCUUGUUUCCUUUUGAAUGAGAUCUUGACAAUAGGCUAAGCUAAAAGUUCAGUGUGAAUGGGGGAAGGAGGAAUCAAAUUUUCAUUCAUUAUCUCUGUGCAGUGUAACUUUUCUCUGAGAAAGUACAUUUGCCAUAGGAAUCAGAGUAGCAGCCUUGUUAGUCUGUAUCCGCAAAAAGAACAGGAGUACUUGUGGUACCUUAGAGACUAACAAAUUUAUUUCAGCAUAAGCUUUGGUGGGCUACAGCUCACUUCUUCGGAUGCAUAGAAUGGAACACACAGACAGGAGAUAUUUAUACAUAUAGAGAACAUGAAAAGGUAGACGUAUGCAUACCAACUGGAAGAGUCCAAUCAAUUGAGAUGAGCUAUCAUCAGCAGGAGAAAAAAAACCUUUGAAGUGAUAAUUGAGAUGACCCAUAGAAGGUGUGAGGAGUAAGCUUAUGCUGAAAUAAAUUUGUUAGUCUCUAAGGUGCCACAAGUACUCCUCUUCUUUUCACCAUAGGAAUGUACACGGCACUCAGAUGUUGUCACUGAGCUAGUUAGUGGUGUCACAAAGCAACACACAAUUGAACAAGUCAAGUGUUGUACACAUCAAAAAUGUCAUCUAUGUUCUCCCCAGGGUCAGGGCUCAUGCACUACGGGAGCCCUGUUUUCUUUGCCCUCUGCAAACCUGUGAGUAUAUUGUAAGUAUGAAAAGGGGAAGAAGUGAAAGCAUUAGGAAUUACUGGUUUAUGCAGAUUAAGAGAGACAAGAUGUAGAGAGGCACGGAGGGGGAGGUAUCUUUUAUUGGACCAACUUUUGUUGGUGAGAGAGACGUGCUUUUGAGCUACACAGAACUCUUCUUCAGAUCUGGGAAAGGUAGUCAGAGUGUCACAGCUAAAUACACAAUCCAGCAGCUAGUUGAGCAUAAGUAAUUAGCACAUGGUCUAAGGGACCAUCCAAGGUGAAGUGGCCUGUUUAAACCCUUCCUGAAAGAAAUCUUACCUGAAUCCCCUUUUCUUCCCCCCAAAUAACCCCCCAGCCUCUCCAAACCCAUCACUAGAAGCAAGCUGUAUUUAUUUAGUUUCUUUUCUUUCAAUCCCUCCUUAAAACUCACUCCUGCUGCCAGGCCUCCUACAAGAAGUAAGUUAAUUAAUCUAAAACUUCUCAAACAACUAACCCCCUUUUUAGUACAUUUAACAGCACCAUCAGGGCAUGCAUAUAAUCUUAUUACUAUAAACUUUGUCCUUCCUCACCCCUUCCCUGCAUUGUGUGUUAACCCCUCGCCGUGUCACUAUAAAAUUUAAAUUAGAAGCUCUUUGAGGCAGAGCUUUUGUCUUAUUUGUACUGAAAGUGCCCAGUACACUCUGCAGUGCUGUAAACAUAUAAACUAAGCAUCACCAUUUAAAAUGUGUUUAUCUGUUGCUCUAGUUUCAUGUACAACAUUUAUUUGAUAACAUACAUACACAAAUAAAUGGGCCCAUGUCUGCAAUUCAAUAUAACAUAACCCACCUAAACUCAGAAUCUUUCCCGUUCAUCCAUGGAGAUGCUCAGUAUCUUCAUGACUCUGUCUUUCUCACAGUCACUCCAUGGGAGUGGGGAACAGCGGAGAUAGGGGCUCAGAAGUCUUAUGAAAGAAUUGAGUUUUAAGAAGUGACUUGAAGGAGGUGAGGGUGGAGGCAUAUCAGACCAGGUCAGAGGAAUCCCAAAUGUCAGAAAAGACACAAAGAUCUGCAAACACUUCACUUCUUUAUAUAAUCAGUCCCUCUUUGCAAGUAUUUACUAGUGGUCAAUGACAUGCAGCCAUAGUGGGGUCAGGAAACAUCCCACCAUAAAAAUGUUAUUUUAAAACUAUUAUUCAUUCUGAACUGUGGAGCAGGGACUACAGUAAAUGUGAUAAACAGGACCAUGAAUCAAGGCACAUGAUAUCACCCUCUGAGUCUCACUUAAAUAGCCAGUUGGUGGUUGUAACCAUGUUACAUUCUUAUUGCUUUGUCAGUAAAGUCUGAAAAUGGAACUGUGCUGAAAACUCAGUUUAUAUAGCUGCUCUUUUUUGAGUUACAAAAUCAGCUUGCCGGAGUGCUGCCUUUUGCUGUUGCAUUGGGUUAGCAGGACAUGCAUUUCAAGAGAGGCCUGCACUAAAGUUCUUUUCUUUGAAGGACCUGAAUGUUGUGUAUGUGUGUGUUCUUGCCUGUACAUUACACUGAUUGUCUCUGCACUGGCAAAGACCAUUGCAGCUAGGGCUGUAGUCUAUUAAUGAUCAUUUAAUGUCUAAGCAUUAUAGUUCAUGUUGCUUUUAAUGUAAUAACUUCAACCUGUAAAAUUGAAUACAGUAGCUGGUUUUGAGACUGGAACAUUAUUUUUAUACUUCAU